This is a messenger RNA of Ananas comosus (pineapple), 2881 nucleotides long. RefSeq names its product dymeclin. The transcript is spliced from 18 exons. The record is from RefSeq and is a predicted model, not a curated record. Bases 266 to 2407 code for a protein of 713 amino acids. Gene Ontology annotation, biological process: Golgi organization. Lineage: Eukaryota; Viridiplantae; Streptophyta; Magnoliopsida; Poales; Bromeliaceae. Gene Ontology annotation, cellular component: Golgi apparatus.
AUAAAAUUAAAAAAAAUGAAAACGACGAAUCCUUCGUCCCUCUCGCCUCUCUCUUUACUCCCAUUUCAAGUUUCCGAACAUUUUUUUCAACCCUAAUUUCGAUACAUUUCUCUCCAUCCUCGUCGAGAUCUCGUCCUCUCCGUGGGAUCGCAUGGAUCUCCUCUAACCCUCGAGCGCGAUCCGAGGGGGAGGCGGAGGCGGAGGAGGAGGAGGAGGAGGAGGAGGAGAUUGCUAGGGUUUUAGCGUCGGGCGCUCUUCGAUCCGGAUGGGGGCGGCGCCGUCGACGCCGCGGCGGGGGGCGGUGCGGCCUCGGGAGGCGGCGGAGCACCUGAUCGGGGCGCUCGUGGGGGAGAAAUCGUACCCGAUAUCCUCCGAGUUCUGGAAACAGCUCCUUGAGCUCCCCCUCACCCUCCAAUGGCCGCGCCACCGCGUCCUCGAGGCGUGCAUGGCCUUCGCUCAGAACAACUACCACACUAAACAUCUUGCAAAGAUUUUGAUUCACAUGGUAUGGUGUUUGCAAGAUGCCAUGUCGGCUUCUGCUGAAUCCUCGACAGCAUACAGGAAGGCUGUUAACGCUUCAUACAUAUCAUCUAUAUUUCUUAAGUUCAUUAUUGAAAAUGCAAAAAGUGACAAUUUGGAAGAACUAUGUCUUGACAUUGAUAAGGAUGAGAAGGGGCUGGAAAAUUUACUCUCUGAUCAAAGUGUAGAGUUGUUCGUCAUGAGAGGCAUCCUCAGUUUCGUUGGUGCAUCUGAUGUGAGUAUUCAUUCAAGCCUCCUCCAUCAUGAACUGCUGAACUUCAUGUUGGUUGCCAUGUCAACCCAGCUUUGUUCUGGACCAUCCCCUGCUCCAAAUGAUGUGCAUCCAUUCAUUGAUGCAGCCAUGUCUCAGGAAAGUGUUGUGGUAGCUUCGGUAGUUCGCAGACUGUUGUUAAAUUUUAUAACCCGACCACGCAUUCCUUUUAAUGAUUCAUCUUAUUCAAUCUUUUCUGAAGAAAGUGGGCCUGGUGUUCUGCAAAAAGUUGGUUCUGCCGCUGCAAAUUUUGUACUGCUUCCAUACUACACUUUCAACUAUCUAGUUAGUUCAGGUGGUGACGGUCAGAGGAGUCCACUGGCAGAUAACAGUUUACUUGUUUUGCUUAUUCUCAUUCACUAUAGAAAGUGUGUUUCGGUGGAUGAGUUUAUAUCAAAUAAUAAUGUGGAAGGUGGUGAUGCCAAUGCCUAUUUGAAGGACAACUCAACUUUUCAUGACAAUCCUUACUGCAAGGCACUCGAAAAUGCUAGGGAUAUUGAGUUUGAUCGCAUCGACAUUGAAGGAAAUGCGCAUAAUGGACCUGUUGUGAGAGUGCCUUUUGCUUCCUUAUUUGACACUCUUGGAACAUGUCUGAAUGAUGAGAGUUCUGUCCUGUUACUUUAUUCUUUGGUGCAUGGAAACUGUGACUUCUUGGAGUAUGUUCUGGUGCGAACAGAUUUGGAUACACUGUUGAUGCCAAUUCUGGAAACGCUGUAUAAUGCAUCAAGGAGGACAUCUAAUCAAAUCUAUAUGUUGUUGAUCAUCCUUCUCAUACUUAGUCAGGAUUCAUCCUUCAAUGCUAGCAUACAUAAAUUGAUACUUCCUAGUGUUCCUUGGUAUCAAGAACGGCUUCUGCAUCAUACUUCUCUUGGUUCUUUGAUGGUUGUAAUUCUUAUUCGAACUAUCAAGUACAAUCUCUCCAAGCUGCGGGAUAUCUAUCUUCAUACAAACUGUCUCGCAAUUUUGGCAAAUAUGGCUCCACAUAUUCAUAGGUUGAGUGCAUAUGCAUCGCAGAGGCUUGUUAGCCUUUUCGACAUGCUCUCCCGCAAGUAUGCGAAAAUAGCUGAGCUGAAAAAUGACAAGGUCCUCAAAACUGCUUCUGACCAAAUUGAAGGAGAAAAUGUAGCAGAAGAUGUGUCAACAGAGCUUCACAUAUAUACGGAUUUUCUAAGAAUCGUGCUGGAAAUUAUCAAUGCAAUCCUUACAUAUGCGUUGCCUCGUAAUCCAGAGGUGGUCUAUGCAAUAAUGCACCGGCAGGAAGUGUUUCAACCGUUCAAGAACCAUCCACGGUUCAAUGAGCUGCUUGAAAAUAUAUACACAGUGUUAGAUUUCUUCAAUAGCCGCAUGGAUAUGCACCAGUCAGAUGGCGAAUGGUCUGUGGACAAGGUUCUCGAAGUGAUUAUCAUUAACUGCCGUUCAUGGCGUGGUGAAGGGAUGAAGAUGUUUACUCAGUUGCGCUUCACUUAUGAGCAAGAGAGUCAUCCUGAGGAGUUCUUCAUUCCGUAUGUGUGGCGGCUAGUUCUCGCCCACGGUUUCUCUUUCAGCCCUGGUGCAAUCAAUUUGUUUCCUGUCGACAUUCAUGUUGAUGAUGCGGCGCCCGGAGAACCAAAUGUGUAGGAUGCAUAUUGGCGCCUGUGCCACACUGUGAAGAGUGCUUCUUUUUCCCCACACCUUUGAUGCCGCUUGGGCCUCUGAACGAUGCGUCUCGUUGUACAUAGACGUUACAUAACAGUGCAUUCUUGUCAUUCUUUUAUGUCAAUAUAGCCAUAAUAAAUUACGAGGUCGCAAGCGAGAGCACAUAAUCAUUUUGCACAUUGGAUAAAAGAGAUUUGUUUCGUUUUGUAAACAAACCGAACAUUCAGGCUAUUGUAGCAAGUAAGCUGUAUGUCGAUUUUUCUUCGCCUUGGUCGUAAACCUUUUGGUAUUUUUAUCUUUAUUUUUUCAACGAGUAAAGUUUAGGGUUAUAUUCUUGUAGGAAAUGUAAUGUGGCUAUUUAUAUGUUUGUGUUGAGCUAAGAUAGUAAUUGUACCGGAGGUCCUUGGCAUUGUAAACUUAAUUUAAAUUUGGUCCUCACCAUUUGAUUUCUUGCAA